This is a messenger RNA of Aphanomyces astaci, 768 nucleotides long. RefSeq lists its product as hypothetical. Lineage: Eukaryota; Oomycota; Saprolegniomycetes; Saprolegniales; Verrucalvaceae. The coding region runs from base 1 to 768 and encodes 255 amino acids. The record is from RefSeq and is a predicted model, not a curated record. The transcript has a single exon.
AUGGAAUCGGAAGCGGGAGUACCAGACUACGAUCUCAAGGUCUUUCUUUCACCCACAACGCUUGGAAUCAGCCCAACGGUCUCAAAACCCAACUCCAAGCUUUUGUUGAAGAAACUCGCCCGCCCAUUUCAUGUCGACAACAUUUCCAAGGAAGCCCUGAAUUCGCUUGUCAAUGAAUUCUGUGCCCAAACCUUGGAAGACAUGCAAUAUGGCGACGAUUUUCUCCAAGCAAUUCAGGCCCAGCCUUCUUUCUUUCGGCCUGCGCUUACGAAUCCCCGCAUGGAAGAUUACUGGGUCAGUAAAGCCACCAGCCAUGCUUUGUGCCGCCUGCUCAACAACUCCAAGCCUGACGCUUUCAAAGUCGAUGGAAAAAACCUACCCAUAGCCCAAGUCCUGGACGACUAUUGCAGCCUGUUCGAAGAUACCAUGGGUGACACCCUCUCACCAGCAGCUGCGCUGGAUCGACUGUGUUCGCAAGAAACCCCAGCUUUUACUGGGCAACAACACAUCCAGCUUGCGUUAUGGGACCUUUUUGCGAUGAUAUCGGCCCCAUCGAUUUACUUUGACCCUGUCAAAGUGGCCCAUGCAACGCAAACACUCAAUCUGGUGUCCCUCGAUUGCACGAAGCUGCUUUUAUGGUCUGAUGAUACCCUAUCUGACUGGGUGACCUCAGACCUGGGGAAAGUCAUGCUCUCAUCUGCCACCAUGAGGCCUUUCAGUGCUGCUUUCGAAGCACUGGCAUCGACAAGUGUAUGCUCCAGCCCAUAA